UAUACGCGUAUUGUUGCGGUGGCUCGCGUACAGUGUGUGUGUUGGGGGCAGCAAAUUUGAAUUGCUCUUGCGCGAAACAGCGCAUCUGCUGUUGUAUUUUGUCGGCUUUGUGGAGCAAACUCGCUGUCAAAAGUCGGUCCGGAAAAGGGUGAUUAAUUCGGUUGCCGAUAAUCCUACCCUCCAAAAAAAAAACCAACAAGCGAUGGAAUUGUGAACGGCCGUGCUUUCGACGAUGGUUCCGAAGCAUGAUUGCGCUGUGACGAUGGUUGUGGCGUAUUGCUGCAGUGUUUUCGUCAUCCCGUAGUGUUGUGUUGUGUAGUGCACGGUACAGGGACGGUUGCUGCGGGCCACAGGGGCUACCCGCGGUAGGAAGUAAAGUUUGUGGUCUGUUUUUUUUUGUGUGCGAGUGAUUGUGUGAAAGUGUUUUUCUGUGGCCGGAGGGACGGCCCUGAAAGGCAACAACAGCAAGAGCAGGGCCAGCGUUUAUCAAUUACUCAACCGCGACUGUGUAGUACAACCGCCAGCCUUGCCAGCUAGCUACCAGGCCGAAGGUGGGGGUCACAUUUGCUAAGAUGGCUUUCGUCAAAGAUCCCUGCGGUAUUGUUUGCGUGCUGGUCACCUAUAUGGCUGUCCUGUACGCGGACUAUGUGGUAACGCAUUGGAUAAUACUGCAAACGAUGCCCAACAGUCUAUGGGCACCGUUUCAUGUGGUUGCGUUCAACACGAUCGUGUUUCUGCUGGCAAUGGCACAUCUGAAGGCGGUCCUGCUAGAUCCGGGUACGGUUCCGUUGCCCCAAAUCCGUAUCGACUUUUCGGACCUGCACUCGGAGAAAAACUAUGGACACGAGCGGGAAGAGUGGACGAUGUGCACCCGGUGCGAAACGUACCGUCCGCCGAGGGCCCACCAUUGCCGGAUCUGCAAACGGUGUAUCCGGCGCAUGGAUCAUCACUGUCCGUGGAUUAACAACUGUGUCGGCGAACGCAACCAGAAGUAUUUCCUCCAGUUCCUGAUGUACGUGUGUGCGCUUGCCGUUUACUCGGUCGUGCUGAUCGUAAUUUCGUGGCUGUAUCCGUGCGAGGAUUGUCACGUGGACGUGUCCCAGGCACAGAGCCGCAUGAUGCACAGCGUGCUGCUGUUGCUAGAAUCGGCCCUGUUUGGGCUGUUCGUGAUAGCGAUCAUGGUCGAUCAGAUGCAUGCGAUCCUGUACGAUGAGACGGCGGUGGAAGCGGUACAGCAGAAGGGACCGUACCGCAUCCAUCGGCCCAAGAUGGCCCUGCUGGCGGAGGUUUGUGGCCGGGGACAUCCGAUGCUGUGGAUGCUUCCCUGUACGAGCUUAAAUCGGAAGCAUCACGAUGUGCCGCUGCUGAGCCACGAUGUGUGAAUCUGUACGGGCAAGCUGUGUAAUUGUAGAGUAGAGAGGGAAGCAAUUGGCCGCAGCGGGAAAGGGGAAGCACGUGCAAAACACGAGAGAGAGAUAGAGAGAGAGAGAGAGAGAGAGAGAGAGAGAGAGAGAGAGAGAGAGAGAGAGAGAAGACAAAUUCCUACCAAAUGGAAGGCUCACCUAACCGACAGACCGACAGCCAGCCAGCCAGCCAGCCAAUUGGCGCCAAGCAUUUGCGAGCCCAUUUGCAUGAUCGUGCAUUUAUGAUCGUACGCGUGUACCCUGCGCUAAUUAGCGUUUUUGUUUUUGUCUUCCCCGCAAAAAUCCAUUACCCCGGGGGCGGGUGUGUUUUGUGUGGAACGUUCCCAUGGUGCAAAUUCCUUCGCGUGACCAAAGACUCGGGCAAAAACAGGGUCGUGUAUUGCUGCCCCUUAUCGACGCGAGAAUACGCGAGGCUCUAGAUCGUUGCAUCGUUUUCGUAAUGUUAAUUUAUUCGCUUUGCCGUUGUUUUUCUGUUGGUUCUUACUAUUGUUUGGGGCAGCAAAACGGGAGUUUAGAAUUUUUUGAGGCUUCUUCCGAUUCCGUCAGAAGCUUGCGUAAGGUAUUUAAGCAAUAGCAGUUUAACUUUAUUCUUAACUUAUACCCCCUACCCGCGGGACUGGAUGAACUGGAUAAUCUUGAACCCUAAAAGGGACUGCAUUACAGUCCAGUCAAACAAACAAAAGAAUUGUCUAGGAAUUGAUGUUACAAUCUUGUGCACCAAAGUAGUAGCGGGAGCCGAACCUUAAAGAACAACUGCUGCUAACAACACACACACACAGGGGUCAGGGUGUAUUUUUGUAUACCUUUUUCAGUACUAGCUCGAGCCUGAUAUUAUAAUUAACUUAUAAAGAAAAAAAACCGCAAUCGAGUUAAGUUAGUAGUAUUAGGGAAAAUUGCAACAAAAGGAAAAGGAGGAAGGUUCGGUUCUGUAUAGCUAGAUUUAAUUUUGUUUGUAAACCUUUUUUUUCUGUCUAGUUGUUAGUAGAGCUCGGAUUGUGUUUAAAAUAGCUAUCACGAACAAAGUGACCAACCGUGGUUUCCUAUUGAACGACAACUCUCUGACCUCGUAUUGAACAAAAGCAACAAUCACGAAACGUUAGAUGCAUUUAACACUGUUGCCGGUUUUAUGCCUUAUCGUAGCGAACAUCGCGCACAUCCCAACACACCUGCGAUAGGCAAUAGAUAGGCACAAGCUCUCCAAUUCAUUUAACCUUUUUUUUCUCUCUCUAGCAGAAAUCAAGAACCACAUCCUUUCGAUCCCGCUCGAUCGAUUCGUAACCUCGAGCUUAAACUGCUUCCUAUUGUUGAUUACUUUCUAGACUUUCGGUUGUGUUGUGUUAAUUGUGCUCAAAUCAGUCGUUCAUCAUUCGCUUCGUUUUCGGAACUCCACUGGAGGUUGUGUUUGGUGUGUACAUACGGUUUAUAGUAUUAUGAAAAAAAUAGCGGAAAACACCGAAUGUAUUUUUAAGCUCAUCCAUACCGCUUACAAUUUAGCACCUUUAGCUUACACGGGUAUGUUGCCACGGGUGUGUUCGGCCUUUUGUUUCUUGUAUUCAAAUAUUUAAUUCUUAAAGCACACGUGUGUGUUUAACCACUUCUCGAAACCAUUAUGCACGUAGAUUUUGCAAAAGGCAGACCGAUAGUUUAAACUGUGUGUAUGUGUUUAGAAAUGAGCAAUAGCGACAAAUCCAAAUCCCACUGCCCACUAGAGUGGGCCCCUACCGAGAAAACCUCUGCUGGCUCGCAGUGGCUGUAAAUAGUUGUUCAUCCAAUUUUGAGAUUAAUCACACCAUCAUUUCGAAAGAGGGACCGCAUUGCGGUGUAGCUUUUUUAACAAAGACAAACAACAACACUACUAAAUGCAGGAACUGUAUUCCAAACGGUGUACCCUUGCGCAACAAUGAAUAUGUGUUUUUUUUGUAAUACAUCCGUUUUACACAGCAGCAGCAAUAGUAAACUGCUGCCGGAAACUUAUACAAACAGUAGGUUGAGGAAUGCGUCCUGAGAGUAGAGAAGCAUCUACCACGUUUACGCCCGUUUUUUCGUGAAUGGACUCACCCGGAUCAGCAACAACAACAACUAAUACUACUACUGCAUCAAUAUUAUACUAUAUAAAUAUAUUUUGUGAUCCACAAAUAAAUGUAUCAACCUGAUGUGCAAUUAAAUGUGCUUUCGUA
Molecule: messenger RNA, 3601 nt
Organism: Anopheles stephensi (Asian malaria mosquito)
Lineage: Eukaryota; Metazoa; Arthropoda; Insecta; Diptera; Culicidae
Gene: Dnz1
Product: palmitoyltransferase ZDHHC3-A
Exons: 2
Coding region: 573-1382 (269 amino acids)
Biological process (GO): protein targeting to membrane; peptidyl-L-cysteine S-palmitoylation
Cellular component (GO): endoplasmic reticulum; Golgi apparatus
Molecular function (GO): protein-cysteine S-palmitoyltransferase activity
Source: RefSeq, a predicted model, not a curated record